UAUACUCGGGCCUCUACCGAAGGGAUUACAAAAUUAUAACACUUGUAGUACCGCUAGCGGUUCACCACUUCACACACUUUAUUUGAGGGUAAGAGUUAAAAAAAAACUGACGUCACCAAGCUCCGCCUCCUACCCGGUCGUGUCAUUCGCUUUUUAGUGCUCGCCACGAACACAUCUUUUCGUGUCUCUCUUGUUAAAUUUUGUGUUACCGGACGUUAAAAAGUGUUUAUAUCAUGCCUAAACGCAAAAAUGAUAAUAGUGAUUAUGAUAAGUUAAUGAAAAAAUUCAAAAGGUUGGAGAAAAAAUUGCGGCGUCGAUGUCCCUUCAAUACUCCUGCAUCAGAGCAUCAUAAUACCCCAGCCCAUGAUGGACCAUCAUCUGUAGGCACCGCUGCUGCGGCUACUACCACCGACAAUGCUCACAUGGCAGGCCCGAGUGGCCAACCUAUCGAAAUGCUCGAUUUAUCUAACCUAGAUGAGGAACCACAGCCCCUCCCUGCUGAACCCGUCUUGGAUGAUGCGAUUCUAGAAAUAUUAGGUGAUGACCCAACUAUAUCUAAUACAUAUGGGGCUGAAAUCCAAAAAGAUCUGGCUAUAAGACUGGAGCAUAUCGCUACUCAUGGGCUGACUGAGGAACUUCGGAAAGAGAUUACUCAGAAGUAUCUUGUUCCGAAUAAUUGCAAACUAAUCAAUGCACCUUCCUUAAAUGUGGAACUUGAGGCCAUCUCCGCUGCUAUCACCAAACGCGAUAAAGGCAUUCAAGCCCGCCAAAAACAAAUUGCUACUGCUAUAUCUUGUAUAAGCCAGACUAUUAAUAAACUGAUAACGAAUACUAACGCAGAUUCGGAGACAGUGAAGAUGCUAAUGGAUGCAGAGCGUCUAUUAUGUGAUUCUCAGUAUAAUGAUUCCAUAUUGAGAAGAAAUUUUAUUACUUCAUCAGUAAAACCGGAAAUGAAAGAGCAACUUCAGAAAACUAAGCCGGAUAGCUACUUGUUUGGCCAAGCAUUAGCUGAGACCAUUAAAACGGCCAAGGUAAUAAACAGGUCAAGUGCUGAUCUGAGAAUACCAGCACCCAAACCACCAGUAAAUAAAAGACCAGCUGCUGCCAGUGCCAGCACAUCCAAUACAUCCAGGAAUUUAAACUGGAAGGGCCCGUAUCCUCCGCGGAAACAACCGAAUCAUCCGAAGACGAGGAAUCCCCUCCCGCCCCCGCCUCCAGGCAGGAACCAGCCGUGGAGCUCAUCGAGAGCGUCGCGUCAGCAGCCGCCGCGCUCCCGCCGCUAGAUCCGGUAAAAUAUGCUGGCAGAUUAACGUUAUUCUAUGACCAAUGGUCACUCAUUACUAACAACUCGUUAGUACUAUCUUGCAUCCAGGGCUACAAGAUUCCGUUCUCGGGUCCUGUAAACCAAAUAUCUGGUCCAACUAUGGCACAAUACAAUAAUAAGGAAAGAAAUUGUUAUCUUGAGUGCAUAAAUAAUUUAUUAUCUAAUGGAGCCAUUUCAAAAUGUCAAUAUACAGAAGGACAAUUCUUAUCUAGUGUAUUUUUGGUACCAAAACCAAACGGUAAAUAUCGGUUUAUUUUAAAUCUAAAGAAUUUAAAUAAAUACAUUAAUACAGAACAUUUUAAAAUUGAAGAUUUACGUACAGCGCUAAAAUUAAUCACAAGAAACUGUUUUAUGACAAAAAUUGAUUUAAAGGAUGCAUAUUAUUUUAUAAAUAUACAUCGUGAUUUUAGAAAGUAUUUAAGAUUUCAAUUUGAAGAAGAAUUAUACGAAUUCAAUGUAUUACCGUUUGGUUUAAGUACCGCGCCUUACAUAUUUACUAAAAUAAUGAAACCUAUAGUCCGAAUACUCCGUUCGGCUGCACUCUUAUCUAUCAAUUAUUUAGAUG
Messenger RNA from Plutella xylostella (diamondback moth), 1889 nucleotides. RefSeq lists its product as uncharacterized. The record is from RefSeq and is a predicted model, not a curated record. NCBI's taxonomy places the organism in Eukaryota, Metazoa, Arthropoda, Insecta, Lepidoptera, Plutellidae.